AUUCGCGCCGGCAGAGGCAGGUAAGACCAUCGCAAGAGGGGAUAUCCACGCACAACACAAAGACCGGUCCGCAACUGUUAACCACUAUCGGGCGAAGGAAAGCGAGCAGCCCAAGUCCCCAAGUCAGUCGACGAUCGGGUCUCGAGGAAAAAGCUACCGCGCGCUACACCGGCUCAAAUUCGUGAAAGCACGCGUUCCGCGAAGAACGCGCGAUGAUCGCGCACCGGUAGUGAAUUAAAAAUUUCGAAUCAAAUCGAUUUAAAAUGCGGUCGAUCGGACUGGUUUGCGCGGUUCUCAUCCACCUCGCCGCAGCUUCGAAGCUGCGACCCGUGAACAUGACCAAGUGCUGCAAAUUCGACGAGCGCCUGGACAUCGGCACCAAGUCGUGCGCGCCGCUGGGAUCAUCCGCGUGGAGCUUCGAAAUCUACCAGAUCAGGAAGGCGAGCUUCACGGAGCAGAAGGCCUUCCCGGCGCACUGGAGGGUGCGGGAGGCCGUGCCGCCGCCCUGCCCCAAGCCCCAUUUGCUGCUGUUCGAAGGCAAGAACAACAUCGUCUUCAUGAACGGCUCGGUGUUCAGCACGAUCUUCGACAGGGUGUUCCAUCCGGCCGAGUUCUGCUUCGAUCCCAAGGCGAUUCUGGCGUGCAUCGACGAGCCGGAGAGCUUGAUCGCGAUCAAAAAGUGUUGCGGCGAUCACGCGAUUUUCUCCGAAACGAAGAAGAACUGCCAGCAUUUCAAAGACGAUAGUUACAAAAUCGACGUCGGGGAGAAUAAGAUUUUGGGCGCCGGGUUUCCCCCGUGCGCCAACAACAGCAUGCACGUGGUGGGCGCGCUGCACAAAUCCACGAUUUUCAAUAACGGGAGCUUGCUGGUAGAUAACAAUUAUCUAUUGGCUCCCGAGAAUUUCUGCUUGGAGCAUAUACUCGAACAAACAGGUCGAUCUGCCAGUAUAAUCACCUGCCCGGAGUUCAUGCCGAGAAAAUCGAGCAACACCGUCUCCGAAGCGGACACCGACAUCCGGUUCACCAUCUACCCCAUCGGACUGGCCAUCAGCGCCAUCUUCCUGGCGGCCACCCUGGUCGCAGGAUCGCUCCUUCCAGCCAGCCACCACGUCCUGCACUGGAGGUGCCAGACGAACCACGUGGUGUGCCUGCUCGUCGGUGACGUCCUGCUCUGCAUCACCCACCUGUCCAGGUCCAUAGCGCGUUUGCCAUGCUUCUGCAUAGCCGUAUCGAUGCUCUUCCUAUUUUUGUCUGCGUUCUUUUGGCUCAACACCAUGUGCUUCAACAUCUGGUGGACGUUUAGAGAUCUGAGACCGCAAAGCACCGAAAAGAGCCAAGAGAGGCUAAGGCUGAGGCUGUACGAAUUGUACGCCUGGGGCAUACCACUCCUCAUCACUGUGAUAGCUGCUUCGUUAGAUCUGAGCUCGGAUUCCUACGAUGUUCUGAGGCCCAGAUUCGCCGAGAGCAAUUGCUGGUUUUCUGGCGAUAGCGAGAAACUCACGUACUUCUUCGGGCCGGUCGGUCUCCUGCUAUUCGUGAAUUUGCUGCUGUUCGCUCUCACGGCCAGGGAGUUAACCUGCGGUUUGUGGAAGAGAGAACUCGUGAAAUCGACGACCGAAAGGGCCGCGCUAGGCAGGGUCUGCUUAAAACUCGUCGUGGUGAUGGGUGUAUCGUGGAUCGCCGAUUUGAUCUCGUUCAUCGCAGGAGGACCGCAGGAAAUUUGGUACGCCACCGAUUUAAUCAACAGCAUUCACGGAGUUUUCAUAUUCAUCGUAGUCGGAUGCCAGCCGCAGGUGCUGUCUGCUGUUAAGAGGAUUUGGUGCAUGAGGAAGAGGAGGCAAAACGGGACGGCAGGGACUACUAACCAUCACUCGAUGAGCUCGCAAGGGCCGCCGUCCAUGGGGGAUACCCUGACGAAUACCAAUAGCUGCAUAACGAACGGUACGACCAAAGUGGUACCGUUGGAGACGAGCUGCUGAAACGCCCCGGAAUCCGAUUAGAUGUCGGAGUUUAAUCGUGCUGAUGUAGCGUUAGGGGUGCGGUGAUGAUUUGAUUUGUUUUGAUCGAGGGACUGUUGUCGGAUGAAUAGAUACUCCCCCCCGUUCUUUUGAUAUUAAAAGGUGAUCGUAGAUUAAAAAGCUCCCGUGUGAGCCAUCGUUAAUUUCUUCCGUCGAAGUAGAUGCCAAUAUUUUAUUUUUGUACGAAAAUCUUGUUUUAUGAUCACAAUCGCCACACUUAAUGAAGGAUAUUUAUAGCAUACAUAAGUAUUCUAAGUUGUAACUUAUUACUCUAUCUUGCCGUAAUUUAUUUUACUAAAAGUGUAUGCGUAAAUACGAAUUAUUUUUUACUUUCAUAGGAGAUCAAGUUUUAUUUUAGACUCUUAAGUGACAGACAAUAAAGCAAUAUUCCUUAAAUUUUUUUGAAUGUUCAGUUUUAUUAAAACUUAAUUUUCUUAAAACGGAACAUUUUUGUAGAUUUUGCUCAAAAACGUACCUAAUAAUUUUUUGUAAGGG
Messenger RNA from Phyllotreta striolata, 2513 nucleotides. The record is from the annotation of a GenBank genome assembly. Lineage: Eukaryota; Metazoa; Arthropoda; Insecta; Coleoptera; Chrysomelidae.